UAUUAAUUUUUUCUUUUCAGAUAUUUUUCAUUGUGCUGUUAUCGUUUUUUGGAGAAUGUCUACGUUUGGGAAAAUUGCAAAUCGAGUGUUAAAUUUAGCACCAAAUUUGCGUCCACUACAAAGAAAUCUUCACAGAUUGCCUAGUGCCAAAAGUGUGCCAAAGAAUUAUACAAAAUAUUUAGUGUUUGUAGGCGGUGGAUUGACGGCGUUGAUAUGUACAAAUUAUCUCAAAUCGGAACGUUUGAAUGCUGCUUUUCGCAUGCGAAAGACCGAAGAGGAAAAUAUGCUUAAGAAAUUGACGUCACGCGAACGCCGCUUCAUCAAGUUCGCAUCGGUGGAAUACCGCGGACAAUUGUAUAUGACACCACAGGAUUUCCUAGAUUCUGUGGUCGAACAAGAGCCAAGACCACGCUUGAAACGACGUGUGCUGGUUGAUCAGGAUUUACAGCUUAUAAAGGACAACACACCGCCCUUGAAAAAGGGCACAAAAAUGUUAUUUCGCACACUAAGGGACAGAGGCAUAGUUUCUUAUACCGAGUAUCUCUUCCUACUAUCCGUUUUAACAAAACCCAUUUCCGGUUUUCGCAUUGCAUUUAAUAUGUUCGAUACGGAUGGCAAUCAUCGCGUUGAGAAGGAUGAAUUUUUGGUGAUUUUGAGAAUUUUGGGCGGUACUUUCAAGCAGCAUAAAGUCGACGAAGAAACGCGCAAACUUUUGUUAAGUUUAAUUUGGGAUAGAGAAACUGCGGAGGCAAUAUUUAUCAAAACUCUAAAGAAACAGAAACAACAAGAAACUAAGGGCACAGAAGAUAUGGAACGCAUAUUUAGUGGCGUCUGGCAGGGUAAACGACGUCCCAAGGAAGAUAGGGAUAAAAAACAAGCGAAAGAGGAACCUAUAAGACGCGCACAGGACGAUUAUAUUGACGACGAUGAGGGUCUGCAGCGCAAACAUCGCAUUGACACCACACUACAGAUACAUUUGUUUGGCAAGAAGGGCAAUCAGGACCUCAACUAUGAUGGCUUCUACAAAUUCAUGGACAAUCUGCAAACGGAAGUACUCGAAUUGGAGUUCAAUGAGUUCUCCAAGGGCAAUGUGGCGAUCACCGAAAAUGAUUUUGCUAAAAUUUUACUGCGUUACACCUAUUUGAAUACGGAGGAGUAUGAUGCCUAUUUGGAGCGUCUAAUGGAUCGCAUUAAGGUGGAGCGUGGCAUAACGUUCGAAGAGUUUCGUGAUUUCUGUCGCUUUCUCAACAAUCUGGAGGACUUCGCAAUCGCUAUGCGCAUGUAUACGCUGGCCGAUCGUGCCAUCUCACAAAGUGAAUUCUCGCGUGCUGUAAAAAUUUGCACUGGCUUCAGCCUUAGCAAACAUUUGAUUGACACCGUCUUUGCUAUUUUCGAUGACAACGGCGACGGUAUGCUGUCCUACAGGGAGUUCAUCGCGAUCAUGAAGGAUCGUGUGCAUCGUGGCUUCAAAUCUAAUGCCAAAUCAGAAGGCUGGGAUGCUUUCCGGCACUGUGUGAAGCACGAAAUGAAGCAUGCCGAAACCAAGUAAAACUGAAAAAAAGCUCUCCAUAUUGUUACUGUUUAUAUGAAAAUACUAACAUCGAAUAUAAGACGAGGCGUUUUUUUUCUACAUAAAAGUCGUGAAAAUAUUAACCAACAAAAAAUACCAAAUAUUUUACAAACUAGUUGCACAACUUUUUUAAUUAAUAAUUAUUUACGAAAAAAAUUAAAUUCAAAUAACUGCAUAUACGCUACAAUGAAACUAUAGUUAAAGAAGCAUAAAAUUUCGAAUAUAACAAAUAUUUAAAAAAACUGCAUUGAAAAGCCCCGUGCUGUAGGCGAACCAAAGGUUGUUAGCAUAUUUUACCUACAUACAUAUAUAUUUGUAAGUUACAUUGCAUUUAUGUACAUGUGUAUAUGUACGACUUCUUUAUUUAAAAACUUCAUUAAUUUUUAGUCAAUUUUGUUUUUGCCUAUGCAAAAUAAUUAUUUUAGUUUUUAGUAAAUUAUUUUAUGUACAUACAAAUGUAUGACUAAUAUUUAUAUAUGUGUAAACUAAUUUAUAAUAUACCCGUGUUAUGUUUGUGCUGUUGUUUAAUUGUUUCAAAUUAUAUUUUUGUUGACUAAUUUUAGUUAAUUUGUUUUUUUUUUUAUUAAUAUUAAUAUAUGUUAAAUGGUAAACGCAGUGCAGGCACUCAGUCGCUUAACACUUAUACAAUAUUGAUAUGUACAAUUAAAUGAGCGUUUGAGCAAAGUAAAAUUGUUUCAAAAAAUAUU
Zeugodacus cucurbitae (melon fly) is the source of this 2277-nucleotide messenger RNA. RefSeq names its product calcium uptake protein 3, mitochondrial (gene MICU3). NCBI's taxonomy places the organism in Eukaryota, Metazoa, Arthropoda, Insecta, Diptera, Tephritidae. The transcript has 11 exons. Gene Ontology annotation, molecular function: calcium ion binding. Gene Ontology annotation, cellular component: uniplex complex. The record is from RefSeq and is a predicted model, not a curated record. The coding region runs from base 56 to 1549 and encodes 497 amino acids. Gene Ontology annotation, biological process: mitochondrial calcium ion homeostasis; calcium import into the mitochondrion.